This is a messenger RNA of Nerophis ophidion (straightnose pipefish), 4116 nucleotides long. RefSeq names its product salt-inducible kinase 1 (gene sik1). Gene Ontology annotation, molecular function: protein serine/threonine kinase activity; ATP binding; tau-protein kinase activity. The transcript is spliced from 14 exons. Gene Ontology annotation, biological process: protein phosphorylation; microtubule cytoskeleton organization; intracellular signal transduction. The record is from RefSeq and is a predicted model, not a curated record. NCBI's taxonomy places the organism in Eukaryota, Metazoa, Chordata, Actinopteri, Syngnathiformes, Syngnathidae. Bases 314 to 2686 code for a protein of 790 amino acids. Gene Ontology annotation, cellular component: cytoplasm.
CAUGGCGGAGGGCCGGGGAGGAGGGCUAAGAGGCGGAAUAGAAGGAGGAGUUCCCCCGAGCCAGAGCUUUCUCACAGCCGCAUUCCGGCGGAUAGCACCGGCACACAGUGGCAGCACAGCCCCGGGUCUAGUCACCUUAUCGCCAGGCGAGGAGGAUAAACUUUCUCCCGCUUGUAUUUUCUUUUUUUUUUUAACAACACGACGGUGUAAUGGUUCCUUUGUUUUGCUCUUCUUCUCAGAAGCAUCACAGAAGGACGUUUAUGUCCACUAAUUUGUAAGUCCAAUCGCCCCAUCCUCCUGCCUUUGGUGCACCAUGGUGAUCAUGUCAGAGGUCAGCCGGGGGCCCCAGCCCAGCUUCGGCCUCCAGGCAAGGCCCCUGCAGGUGGGCUUCUACGAAAUCAUCCGCACACUAGGCAAAGGAAACUUUGCGGUGGUGAAACUGGCCAAACACAAAGUCACAAAAACACAGGUGGCUAUAAAGAUUAUCGACAAAACGCGACUAAACCCGUCUAAUUUAGAGAAAAUCUACAGGGAAGUACAGAUUAUGAAGCUGCUCAACCAUCCUCACAUCAUCAAACUCUAUCAGGUCAUGGAGACCAAAGACAUGCUGUACAUUGUGACAGAAUAUGCAAAGAAUGGGGAGAUGUUUGAUCACUUGACCUCGAACGGCCGGAUGAGUGAAGCCGAAGCGCGGAAGAAGUUUUGGCAGAUUCUCACAGCGGUCGACUACUGCCACCAGCACCACAUUGUCCACCGUGACCUCAAAACCGAGAACCUGCUUCUAGAUGCGAACAUGAACAUCAAGCUAGCCGAUUUUGGAUUUGGCAACUUCUACAAUGGAGGGGAGCCUCUGUCGACAUGGUGCGGCAGCCCCCCUUAUGCGGCCCCCGAGGUUUUUGAGGGCAAGGAGUAUGAAGGCCCUCAACUUGACAUUUGGAGCCUCGGUGUGGUGCUUUACGUGCUGGUGUGUGGCUCGCUUCCAUUCGACGGGCCCAGCCUUCCUGCACUUAAGCAGAGAGUCACUGAGGGACGCUUCAGAAUCCCCUUCUUCAUGUCCCAAGAGUGUGAAAACCUCAUCCGAAAGAUGUUGGUUGUGGACCCGGCUAAGAGGAUCACCGUGGCCCAGAUCAAGCAGCACCGCUGGAUGCUGGCAGACCCCUCAGCCGCCAAUCAGUUUUUGAGCCACUCCUUGACAGAGUACAACUCCAACUUGGGGGACUACAGUGAACCUGUGCUGGGCAUCAUGAACACCCUGGGGAUUGAUCGCCAGAGGACCAUCGAGUCUUUGCAGAGCAGCAGCUACAAUCACUUCUCAGCCAUCUACUACUUGCUGCUAGAGAGGGUCAAAGAGCAUCGCAACCAGCAGCUCAGCAGGCAAUGUGGAAGCUGGAUCCAAAGACCCAGGAGCAUCUCCGACACCACCGGAGCGGAUCAAAUCGUCAUGAAGUCUGGUGGCGGCUUUAGAACAGCGGCGUUCUCGAUUCCACCCAAAAAGUCUCAAGCUGCUCCCGUCUACUUUGAGAUGGAAUGCGAUCAAGGUGGAAUGAUCCAACGCGUUGUCUCUCCGGUGGAGGCCAGCCUCAAUCGCCUGCUGUGGAACCGCUCGAUUUCGCCCAACAGCCUGCUGGAGACCAGCAUAAGCGAGGAGGUGCGACCUCGAGACCUGGAAGAGGAGGAGGCGGUAGAAAGUCUCAGCCCUCUGAUGCCCCCCACCGCCACCACCUCCCGCCGGCACACUCUGGCCGAGGUCCACUCCGCCCGUUUUCACCAGUGCAACCUUCCAUGUAUCAUGGUCAGUCCAUCUGAGGGCGCCUCGUCCGACGGCUGUCUAAAGUCCUCAUCUAGUCCCGCCCGCGCUCUGCAGGCUCCUAUGGGGGACAUGUCAACACCUACAGCCUACGGGGCCCUCCUGCCUGCCGGCGCCCCCCUGACCCUCUCCUCUCACCUCCUGCCCCAAGUCCAGGGCAGCCUUCCUUCUGCAAGCUUCCAGGAGGGUCGCAGAGCCUCUGACACCUCCCUGACACAAGGCCUCAAAGCAUUCCGCCAGCAACUGAGGAAAAACACUCGCACCAAAGGGCUCCUGGGAUUGAACAAGAUCAAGGGUUUGACCAGGCAGGUGGCUCCGCCCCCAUCGUGUAACCGGGGGAGCCGCGGUUCCCUGGGCCCCGCCCUAUCCGAACAUCGCAGCAUGCUGGAGGAAGUGCUGCAUCAGCAACGAAUGCUGCAGAUCCAGCACCAGCCGCACCAACCUCAGGUCCAGGCUGCCCAGGCAGGACCUACCCAGAAUCCCCUGCUGUUCCUGUCCCAACAGCAGCCGUCGUCUCCUCCGCCUACUUCAGUAUUUGCUCCCUCCUCGCUAAUGGAGGCACCCUGCCUCCUCCAGAGCGAGCCUCAGCACACUCUGCCUGCUCCGCCGGUGGUCCUGCAGCACGGCCUGUGGCAACAAGGCCUGGAGGCCACUACCACCUCCUCCAUGUCACCCGUGGCCUCCGCCGCUUACCUCCUGGAGGCCCGUCUGCACAUCAGCCCUCAUGUCCACCAUCACCACCAUCAUCCUCAUUACCACGUGGGCUUACAACAGCCGGGUGUUGCACACUUGGACAACAACCCCGCCAUGUGGGGUGUGGGCUCCAGGGUGGAACCUGACAUGCAGAAGCCACUGAGCAGCUGCGUGAUGGUCAAAUAAGAAGAGCACUCAUUAAAAAAUGAACAAGAAGACGAGGACAGCGUUAAGCUUUUGAUAUCAUAUAAGCUAAAAGAGCAAUAACCAAACUCUGCACAGAUAAGCAAUAAUAAGACUUGAAUGAAGAAAGGAGGCACCAUAUUUUUUCCUUCUCCUUCUUUGUCCUGGAGUGAGGACCAAAACAAAUCUUUGUGUCUUCUGGCCUCUCCUGACUGGCGCCGUGCAAUUUUAACACUAUUCAUAAAAUGAAACUGUGAUCUCUCUUUUUCCUUUUUCUUUUAUUUUAAUGUGCAAGCUGUGCAAAUGCUGCUUUUUUGUACCUCAUAAGACGACAGUAAAGGAACUAGGCUUUUUUUUUUUUGUCAGCAAAGCACAACUACUGGUACCUUGCAUCUAGCACAUAGUCAGCACCCUCUGGUUUUAGUCUACUACCAUCUAGUAUUAGGACGCACCUACUCGGCCCUUGUCUAUCCAACAGGGGACAAAGAAAUGUAAACGGAUCCAAAGGCUCAUAGAAAGAACUUUUAUUCGGUUGGUGCCCAAACGGCUAUGACUCCCGCUGGCGGUACACAAGUUUUUUUUCCCUCAGAACAAUGGCUUAGAAACAGGAUUUUGCAGACAAAUUCUCCCAGACCUUAAAAAAACCACUAUCAACGACGAAUAAUCCCUUUUUUGCGACUGCCAUUUGCCAUCACGGUUUAGCGUUGAACAUGUGGCUCCUAAUUUUGCAAAUUACGUUUUUCCCGCAGUACUGGAUCAUGGUUGUGUACCACCACCGGUGCUUCUACCACAGUUACAGAAUAUCGGAUGUAUGGAAAUGUAGAGCAAUAAGCAUAUUCACGAGCCAAGAGUGCAAUAGUUUGACAUAGGAGGCUGACAGGUACGAGAUGUUUAUUGUAGUUUUUAUUUCAACCAAAGAGCCGAAGAAGAGCGCUAUGGAAACAUGAGCGAGUUGCCACAGUGUAGCACAGCCCAGGCUGUCACAUUAUAAACUUACAGUAGCAAUAUAUUAGUGCAAAGAUCCACGUAGGAAACGUUGCAGUGUCGAUACGUUUGCACUCAUUACCAACCCUUGUGCCUUUUUAUAUGAACAAAAAAUGUGCAAGCUCCCACUCUCUCACACACACAAUGCUCCUCGCUGUGUGUGAAAAGAAGAAGCAGGAUUGCACUUUAUUCCUAUUGUUAGCGUUUGUUUGUCGUCGCGACUGAAACACUAAAAUAAAAACACAAAAAAAAAAGAACGUGACGCAGAACCUUAUUUUGAUAAAUGUGUUUUGGAUAAGACAAAGUAUUUCAUGUUUGUUUUUCCUGAUUUGUUACUUGACUGACUGUGUGUGUGUGUGUGUGUGUGUGUGUGUUUGUGAAAGAAUGUCCUUUGAAGACUUGUUUAUUUAUGUGGCUAUUUAUUUGAAUAAAAUUCACUUCCUAAACGA